Molecule: messenger RNA, 2679 nt
Organism: Chara braunii
Lineage: Eukaryota; Viridiplantae; Streptophyta; Charophyceae; Charales; Characeae
Source: the annotation of a GenBank genome assembly
GGAACACGUCCAAGCCGCGACAUCAGAUCGGAAGGGAAAAACACCGCAACUGUACCGCUGGAUGAAGACUUUCAGAGUAGACAAGUUCGCAGUUCUUCCGAUCAGGCACACCACUGCAGCCGACGAUUUCGCCUUCGAAAGGUACCUGAUACAUGACAUGUGCCCAAGCCUCAAUACGAUGGGUACGGGGAGGAAGCCAGCUACGAUGAACCAGAGAAGAAAGGGAAAGCGUGAGCGGAAUAGACGAGGGAAGAUUUCGAUCGGACUACCGGUGGUGAAGUUUUCGACUGACGGAGGAGAACGCACCUCACUUCUCAACUGGCUGCAGGAGAACGUAGAAGGAGCGAAGACUCCGAAGAACGUCCGUUUCUCGGCCAGACAACAUUGGCUGGAUGGUUGGAAGAGAAUCUGUGCAUUAUUUGGAAGCUCUGAGGUACGAAUCGAAGGGAACGACAUGAGACUGAACCAAGCGAAGAAGCCGUGCCAAGAAGGGAGAGAAGUCGUAUUUACCAGGAUUAGAAGGACACCCACGACGACCGAGAGGAACAAACGCACGUUGCUAAGUCUGCUGAGGCAUUCGAGACUGACGACCACACUCACACGAUACUCGACAAACAAACUCGUGGGAUUGUACAGGACGACUUGCCUUUUCGGCAGAAAGGAGACACGCUACAAGCUGAAGAUUAAGAUCGACCAAGCUAUCCGACGGAAGACGAAGGUAAGCGUCCGAAGAAAGGUGACCGUAAAGUACCCGUUUAGUGCGUCUGUACUAAAGUCUGAAGUGAGAAGGAAGACAGAGACUGUGAUAGAAAAGAAGGUGGCCGAUAAUGCUGUAGCAGACCUAGUAAAGAGGAGAGUUAGGGUAGUGUGCACAAAAAACAAGACAGUGGGUGAAAUCAUUCACAACCACAGGAGGUUUGCGAACACCGGCCAGGUAACAUGCGGAUGCCAGUCUUUUAAAUUAGAUAAGCACGACGGACACGUUCUCACCCGACUGUACGAACUGGACGACGUACCAGCUUUCGUUAAGAAUGCGAGGAAUGUGACGAAACCGACCGUCCAACACAAUCGUGAGACCAUUAGACAGAGCAUAGGCGCAGCGACGACACACCUCAGAGGCAAAGUCAUAGACGAACUAGAUGUAGAAUCGUGUCUCUCAAACGAGGACAAAGGGGUAGCUUGGACCGAACAGGAUGUGAGAAGAUGGGCUAAGCAGUUUGAUGGGCUAGUUUUGAUACCAGUUGAUCGUAAUCCUGGAGAUACAGCGAUCAUCUGCCCUGUUCUGUACAGGCAUGCAUUUGGGAAGACUUUCACUUGGAACCCGGACUACAAGAAGGUAGACCGGACGGAAGAAGAAGUCAUGAAACUGUGCAAACAAGAGUACGAGACUGUUGGCCUUACAAGUGUGGGAAAAUGGAAGAUAGAUGGGAAGAUAGGAAAAACCUACGUAAUUCAUAAAGAUAAGGACCUACUGAGAUUGAGACCAAUCGCCCCCGCUUGCAGUGACCCUGCAGCGCUCGGACAACGAAGAUGCGCUAGAGCUCUAAACUACCUCCUGAAUCGGUUCUCUAGAAAGAGAAAUUUCCACAUCAAGUCCGCCUACGAAAUGACGGAAGAACUGGAGGUAAUCACCAAAAAACUGCAAAGCUCGGACUGUACGACGACCAUGGGGAGAUGCUAUGAUAUAAAAGAAAUGUUUUCUUCUCUUUCACAUGCAUCUGUCAAGGACGCGGUCUCCGACAUGGUGACGUACUUCGAAGAGCAAGGGUGGAAGCAAGUCAAGGUCGCCACUAGAGGGAAGAAGUGUACACUGUCGAAGACCAAAAAGAAGGAGGAAGGGUAUGUGACCGUGGAACUGGAUACGAUCCCCCAACUGGUUAACUAUGAUCUCAGGCACUCUUACAUGAGGUGUGGUAAUAUCAUAAAGCGUCAGACGGUGGGAAUCCCUAUGGGAAAAACCACCAGUCCAGUGAUGGCAACGGUAACCUGUGCUAUGGCGGAAGAGAGGUUCCUCUCGUCGCAAGGCGCAGAUAGAAAACUGGUCGCAGGUUGGAGAAUGGUAAACGAUGUCUCGAUCGUGGUGGUAUGCAGCAAUACAGAGGAGUCAUGGAGAAAGGCAGGUAAGAUACUGAAUAAUUUUCAGGAAUCUUAUGAUAAGAACCUGAAACUAAUCCGGAAGGACGCUGAUGCUAACCACUGGCAUUUCAUCGGCGGACGAAUGUAUAGCGUGGGCGACCCUGUCCAAGUGCACUUCGUCCAGGAGACUAAGAAUAGUGAACCCUUGAGCACCACGGGGAAGCUCCGCUACCAGCCCAUGCAGGACUUCGCUAGCUACUUAGAGAAAGCAGUGAAGAAAGGCGUUCUGUCGGUUACGUUGAAGAGACUCUGGCGAUCAUCGACAGCGAAAGCACUAUGCGUUACCCCUAUUGCUUAUGCGAUCACUGAAAGCAUCCUCCGGGGAUACACCCCGGAAGUUUCGCUAGGGGCUCUGUCCAAAUUGGCCAGAGCUACGAAAGACGGGAUACUGAGAUUGUUACUCGGUACGUUUAGACUGAUCUUGGAUCACAAGAAGAUACGGACCAGGAUCCCGGGCGAAACUCCGAAAGGAGGACAGAUGCCGGCACCCCGAACCUUACGGCAGUAGGAACAGAGGAGCCUACAGUUGUAACUGCCCAACGG